AAUGUCUAGUCUCACACAGGCUGGCUUUGUCAACCUUUCUGUGAGACCAAGGCUAUUUCCACCUCUCUGACUGUGGGCAGGGACCCUGUCUAACUCUUUUCUCUAUAUUAUUUUCCCAGCGUUUAGUACAGUACUUUGCCAAUUAAUCUAUCGAUCACAAUCAUUCAGCUCUUCCUUCGAGCAGAGCACGGUACUGAGCGGAUGGGAGAGAGUACGCCGCAGUUGAAAGACAGAAUGGGAGUCAGAAGGAAUAAUGCGGCCAGCAUGUCGGCGCCUUCCACGCUGGGCGAGCGGAUCGCCGUCGCCGAAGAGCUCAUCGAGAGGGCAGAGGCCCUGUCCGGGUCGAGGAAAGGAGGCCUAGAAGGGGGAGCCAAGCUGUGCAACAGACUGAAGGCCGAGUUGAAAUUCCUCCACAAAGUGGAGGCGGGGAAAGUGGCCGUUAAGGAGUCGCACCUGCAGAGCACGAAUCUCACCCACCUCCGGGCCGUCGUGGAAUCCGCCGAGAACCUGGAGGAGGUGGUGAGCGUCCUCCACGUCUUCGGCUACACGGCCGGCUCGGGGGAGAAGCAGAGCCUGGUGGUGGACGUGGUGGCCGACGGGGGCCACGCGUGGGUGAAGGCCAUCGGCCGCAAGGCGGAGGCUCUGCACAACAUCUGGCUGGGCAGGGGCCAGUACGGCGCCAGGAGCGUCGUCGAGCAGGCCGAGGACUUCCUGCGGGCCAGCCGGCAGCAGCCCGUUCAGUACAGCAGCCCCCGCGUCCUCUUCGCCUUUUACAACGGCGUCUCCGGCCCCGUGGCCGAGAAGCUGCGGGAGAUGGGCGUGGCGGUGAGAGGAGACAUCGUGGCGGUCGAGGCCCCCGAGGGCCCCCGGCCGGGCGCCCGGGAGUCCGACGGCGAGGGCCCCGCGGUCCUGCAGGCCGCCAGGGUGGGCCGGGAGAACGCGGUGGCCAGCCUGGCUUUCCCCACGGAGGUGAAGGUGGACGUGUGCCCCCGGGUGAACCUGGACAUCACCACGCUGAUCACCUACGUGUCCGCCCUCAGCUACGGAGGCUGCUACUUCGUCUUCAGGGAGAAAGUGCUCACGGAGCAGGCGGGGCGGGAGAGGAAGGAGCCCGUGCUGCCCCGGCUGGAGGCCUUCAUGCGGGGCAAGGAGCUGUUCGCCUGCGAGUCGGCGGUGAGGGAUUUCCGCUCCAUCCUCGACACCCUGGGGGGGCCCGGGGAGCGGGACAGGGCCGCCACGCUGGUCGGGCGAAUCCAGGUGGUUCCCGACCAGCCUUCCGAUCGGGCCUUAAGACUGGUGGCCAGCUCCAAGAUCAACAGCCGCUCCCUAACCAUCUUCGGGACGGGAGACGCGCUCAAAGCCGUCACCAUGACUGCCAACAGUGGUUUUGUCCGGGCUGCGAGUAACCAGGGCGUUAAAUUUAGCGUGUUUGUCCACCAGCCCAGAGCCCUGACCGAAAGCAAAGAGGCGCUGGCCACCCCCUUACCAAAGAACUAGACGACCGACGCUGAGCUCUGACGACGGCGGCCUACGGUUACUGGGUCGCGGAAAGAAAUCCAGGUUGGAGGCCGAGAGGCCGUCUUCUUCUCUAACAAGGAGAGGAGGCCUACGGUGUGAAAAAUCAGGUUUUUUUUUUCUCUCGCCUUGGGUGCCGGAACCUACGUUAAGGAUAUACUUCAGUAAAUAGAAAAGGGGCAAAGGAGACAAGCCUGAUACGUCCGGAUACCUAAUAAGAGAUACAGCCAUUGUAAUGGCCAGAAAAAAAAACAACCGCCCAUGAUCCUUUGUCUUCAUUGGGUUCUUUUGUUGUUGUUUCAAUAGGGCUUUCUCAUCCUUCUUUCCGCUGAGAUGAAAGUGUUUCACGCGGUUUUGUCAACCCCACGUUCCACAUUAAAUAGUCACUUUAAGGACUCAAA
Molecule: messenger RNA, 1916 nt
Organism: Tachyglossus aculeatus (Australian echidna)
Lineage: Eukaryota; Metazoa; Chordata; Mammalia; Monotremata; Tachyglossidae
Gene: C18H7orf25
Product: chromosome 18 C7orf25 homolog
Exons: 2
Coding region: 202-1497 (431 amino acids)
Source: RefSeq, a predicted model, not a curated record